Messenger RNA from Anguilla anguilla (European eel), 1691 nucleotides. RefSeq lists its product as uncharacterized. Gene Ontology annotation, cellular component: external side of plasma membrane. The record is from RefSeq and is a predicted model, not a curated record. The transcript is spliced from 5 exons. NCBI's taxonomy places the organism in Eukaryota, Metazoa, Chordata, Actinopteri, Anguilliformes, Anguillidae. Gene Ontology annotation, biological process: positive regulation of T cell proliferation; negative regulation of T cell proliferation; cell surface receptor signaling pathway. Bases 16 to 759 code for a protein of 247 amino acids.
UGCUGAGAUAAUGUGAUGGAGGUCCAGUCACCAAUGAGCUUAAGGAAGUGUUUCCUGUUUGUCCUCUUGACUACAGUCUUUCGCUCGGUAGGAAACCAGGCCGAGCAUGGACAGCCCGUGCAGCGGGUGCAGGUGCAGGUGAAGCUGGGGGACACGGCUGUUUUGCCCUGCAAUGUCUCGGCGCACAUGAACGGUGAAACAGAGGACGGCUUGUACAUCCGGUGGGACACUAAUGAUGGACUCGUCUGUGAGUUCACUGAGGGAAAAUCCCACCCUCAUGGUGACUACCGCAACCGAACUGAGAUUUCCAAGGAGGAGAACUCAAAGCAUCUGUACCACCUCAUCAUUAACAAAACCAGGUUAUCGGACAAUGGAAAGUUCUAUUGUAUACUGGGCAAGCCAGAUUUAUUUAUUUUUGGUGUCGCGAGUGUUCAGCUUAUUGUUCAAGGUCUGGUGGAGAAUCGCGAACUGCACGAAGGCGAGAACCUCUCCAUUCCUCUCUGCUGCUUGAGCUCGCCCUACAUCGAAUUCUGUGGACCGGCAGGGAACUCCACUGCGGACGGAGUGUGCCAGGGGCACAUGGAGAGGCUUACUGUGCAGAACGGAUCCCUGACACUGAGCAACUUCACUGCAAAGGAUCAAGGGAAGUACAUUGUACGGGAGAAAAUGGGAGGAAGAACCAUCCUGACCCUCACUCUCAAAACCAAAACCAUACCUUUUGGAAACCAAAGCACAGGUAAGAGGUGUAUCCGUAUUUAAUCAAAUCAGAUCAAGUCAAUUUUUUACAGAAAAGGAGACUCUUUAUAGAAUAGCAGAAAAAGAGCAGAAACCAGGCCUGAACCCCCAGAUAGCACAGUACAUAUGGUAAAAAAAAACUCCCCAGUGGGGAGAAAAACCUUCAAAUGGUGACGAGAAAAAAACUCCCUGAUGGGAAGGAAUCUCAGGAAGAACUCACCUAUAGAGGGGGAGCCCAAUGCACUAAAGAAAAAAGUUGCACACUGCCUGCACCUGUUCUGAGUGUAUUUAAUGACACAUAAAACACCAGGUGUGUUCCUGCUUUGUUUUAUUUCCAAUGCUUUCUUUCUGUUCCAGACUGGCGCUUUAUUGUUGGGGUAAUAGCAGGAAUAUGUGUGCUACUACUACUACUAGUACUACUAGUGCACAUUUCAGUGUGUGCUAUUAAACUGUACACCGAAAGAAAGAUGGAGCGGGAAACGAGGAGAGCAGAGCAGCCUGAAGAGCAGUUCCCCUUAAGAGAUUAAUUCAUCUGGGGACGUGGAGGAGAAGUGAAGACGUCUGUCCUCAUCGUCAGUGGUUGUGCAGGUCAGCAGGGAUCCGCUGUGGUGAUUUCGGUGCUUGUGUCCCAGGACAAGGUGAAAGGUCACCGCCAUCUUGUGUGUGUGAAGCCAUGGAUGCGUCCCAAAAAUGAAAAAAAAUGCAUCCUCCUUUCCUCCACCACCUCAUCGUCUCCUCCCUGCCCCAGAAACCGUUCUGUGUGUCCUUCCCACCUCCAGUCCCAGUAUUGGAGGAGACAAGCGAAGCGGCCUCAAACUGGGCUCCUCGCCUCCUCCGGACAAAGGAUUCCUCGAUGCAUCCUAUCGCAGAAGUCUUUUCACAUUUCUGGGCGACAUCAUCGCGCUCAUGCCCACUUAGAUGGAAAUCCCAUCCCUCAGGAUCUGACAUUACGUUAA